Candoia aspera is the source of this 1507-nucleotide messenger RNA. It is a transcript of the gene MYOZ3, whose product is annotated as myozenin 3. Lineage: Eukaryota; Metazoa; Chordata; Lepidosauria; Squamata; Candoiidae. Gene Ontology annotation, molecular function: actin binding; FATZ binding; telethonin binding. The transcript is spliced from 7 exons. The coding region runs from base 372 to 1190 and encodes 272 amino acids. Gene Ontology annotation, cellular component: Z disc; actin cytoskeleton. The record is from RefSeq and is a predicted model, not a curated record.
AUAAUGGUACUAGUUGUACACAAGGAUAGAUGUUUUUCCCUCCAUGGUGCACUUGGCCCAGCACUUGCUGCUAGCUAAGUUCCCAAAGAUUCUGCUCUGGACUGGACACACCCCUCUCCUCAGCCAGAAAUAAAUCUCUCACGUAACAUGGAUUAGAACCUUGGCAUCCCAGCUGGGCAAGAUCAAAAAAGGCACAAGGGCAAGACUUGGGACAGCUGGAAAGCACUGACUUGGAGAAUCUCUUGGGUGAGAAAAAGUGCUGAGAAAACUCACACUGGGCUCUAAUCCUCACCUGGGAAGCAUCUGCUCUUUCAAGACUUCACAACAGAGGCACUACUGUGGUCUGAAUAAGGGCUUGAGCAGCUGGAAAUAUGUUUCCCCUUCCACGCUUGAACAUCAAAAGGGAGCAGCAUGGACCAAUCCAAGCCAUUGUGAGAGAGAUUCAAGGAGGAGAGGCUCCAGGGUUAGACUUGGGAAAGAAGGUUAGCACUCCUCAGGAUCUGAUGAUGGAGGAGUUGUCCCUGUCUAUAAACAGGGGAUCGAGGCUGUAUCAGCAAAGGCAGAAGAGAGUGCAGCGUUUUGUGCUGGAGCAUCCUACAGGCUACAGAGCUGCCUCAAGCAUGGCAGGUGGAGCAGGAGGAGGCUCACACCCAGAUUACAAAGGAGUGGGAACAACCAAAGGAUGGAAGUCUGCUUACACCGCAGAAGGGAAAGAGAACUAUCAGGAUGAGAUUCACAUGGGGGCUUCCGGAAAGAGAGCACCCCCCAAAGUACCACAAAAAACAGGCAAAGUCUUGCGGAUGAGCAAAGCCCUGAACCCCAGUGCAAUUGCUCCAGGCUAUUCUGGACCACUAAAGGAAGUUCCACCAGAGAAAUUCAACCGAACUGCAAUCCCCAAAGGUUACCAGUCUCCUUGGCGGGAAUUCUUCAGCAAUGCUGAUUACCAGGUAGAUAGGGAGAACCAUAUUCCUGAGCCUCCCAGAAAAGUGAAUAAUUUGGACCUUAGGAACUUCAACAGGACUCCAACACCAUUUGGUGGACCGCUAUUGAACGAUGUAUGCCCUGGGUUUGAUGCAGCUGCAUCUGCUAUAGAUACCGUGAACAGUGUGGCGCUCCUUUCAAAGAGACCCAGUUUCAACAGAGCACCUCAGGGAUGGAUACAGGUUAUGCCUGAAUCAGAGGAUCUGUAGAGACUGUCCCAUAGCUGUAUUGCUUAUCCCAAGAUCAGUACAUGCUUGGUUCCCAGUUUAUUAACGAAUAACUGCCAGAAGAGAGCUUUUUAGCAUAAAAUAGAGAAUCCUGCCCACACAUCACGGAAGAAAACAUAGCAGCUUUGGCUUAUUGCUUAUUGUUAAAUGUUCCUGCCUGGUGCCACUUUGACUACGAACUGUAGUAAACCACGUACUUCAUAUUAGGGUGUGAUUGCUUAAAACAAAACAGGAAGUAAAACCAGUUAUCAAAUCCAAAACAGCAAAAACCCAAAACUUUUAAAAUGAAUGAAUGUAUA